This is a messenger RNA of Hordeum vulgare subsp. vulgare (domesticated barley), 1729 nucleotides long. RefSeq names its product transcription factor MYB2-like. Gene Ontology annotation, cellular component: nucleus. Gene Ontology annotation, biological process: regulation of DNA-templated transcription. NCBI's taxonomy places the organism in Eukaryota, Viridiplantae, Streptophyta, Magnoliopsida, Poales, Poaceae. Gene Ontology annotation, molecular function: sequence-specific DNA binding; DNA-binding transcription factor activity. The transcript is spliced from 2 exons. Bases 252 to 1193 code for a protein of 313 amino acids. The record is from RefSeq and is a predicted model, not a curated record.
CACAUGCUUCUUCCCAAGCUCCCCCACCUCCUGCUUCCUUCCUUCCUUGGCCGUCUAUAUAAAGCCUGCCCAUUCCUCUCCCGCCCAAUCCAUCACACGCACCGCAUACUCUUCUCUUCUCUUGUCUUCUCUUCUCCGCACAGCAGCACUCCGCCUCCAUCUCAAUUCUCAAGCAAACCAAACCAAACCAAAAUCUUCUUGGCGUCGCUAGCUUCAUCUGCAGGAGGCGGGGAGGCGGACGAUUAGAACUCAUGGAUAUGGCGCACGAGAGGGACUCGAGCAGCGAGGAGGAGGUGAUGGCCGGCGACCUCCGCCGCGGGCCGUGGACGGUGGAGGAGGACAUCCUGCUCGUCAACUACAUCGCCGCGCACGGCGAGGGCCGCUGGAACUCGCUCGCCCGAUCAGCAGGUCUGAAGCGCACCGGCAAGAGCUGCCGGCUGAGGUGGCUCAACUACCUCCGCCCCGACCUCCGGCGCGGCAGCAUCACUCCGCAGGAGCAGCUGCUCAUCCUCGAGCUGCACUCGCGGUGGGGCAACCGCUGGUCCAAGAUCGCGCAGCACCUCCCGGGCCGCACCGACAACGAGAUCAAGAACUACUGGCGCACGCGCGUGCAGAAGCACGCCAAGCAGCUCAAGUGCGACGUCAACAGCCAGCAGUUCAAGGACGUGAUGCGCUACCUCUGGAUGCCCCGCCUCGUCGAGCGCAUCCAGGCCGCCUCCGACGCCGCCGCCGCUCACACGCCCUUGUCGUGGCAGCAGCACCACGACGCUCUCUACGACUCACCGGAACUCCCUGUCGACGCGUGCUGGCCAGCGGAGUUGGCCGCUCCCAUCACCUCCUCGGUCGCGGAGCUGUCCAGCACUACUACCGGCACCGCCGGCUCUUCCUCGCCGUCCACCACGGACUCUGGCGCCGGCGCCCAGCCCGGCUGGCCUGCAGCGGCUGACGGUGCCGAGUGGUUCACCACCGCCUGCGACGCCUCCAGCGCCGCCGCCGCCGCCGCCGCCAUGUGCGACACGGACCAGCUGAUCCAGCAGCAGCAGUCCCAGCUGGCUGGAGCGUGGACGUCCGAGCCACUGCCGAGCCUGGGGUUCCCCGAGCUGGGCGUCGCCGACUUGGACAUGGGCAGCUUCGACGUCGACAGCAUCUGGAGCAUGGACGACUUGUGGUACACGCAGCCGCAGUUCGUGUGAAAAGUCAAUACGGUGGCAUGGAAAUCCACAGCUGCAUGCGACGGUGCCGCGCGGGGCCUGGCUCCGGGAACGCAUGUCAGCAGAUCCAGCGGACAGAAACGGAUUAGAAGAAGGACCUGGGACGGAGGCAGGAUUAAAACAAGACUAAUUUACCCUGCACGUGAUCGUGAUCGUGAUCGUCAAGGGAAGAUGCCUGUUCCUCCCGGCCCCUUCUGCUCCAGUUCUGGGCCGUCUUCUCUCCUGUGUUAAUUUAAUUAUUAUUACUACAAGGGUAAAGAGAUAAAAAAGAAAUGUAGCAGAAGCAGAUGAUCUAGUGUUAGCUGUGCCGCCGUUAAUCAUGCCAUGUUCCGUUUAAUUUUACUCAUUCUUUUCGAGUAAUUAUUACUAUAUCCCUGGUAGUAUGUACUAUACUCCAUAGUACUAGUACAGUAUAAAAGGAGGAAGCAUAUGAAGUGAACUGUUGAUAGGAAUUGUAGUACUACUAUUUUCUAGAAGUGGUAAUAAAAGCAAUGCUCCGACGUCAAGUCAUGGUUAAA